Molecule: messenger RNA, 4324 nt
Organism: Columba livia (rock pigeon)
Lineage: Eukaryota; Metazoa; Chordata; Aves; Columbiformes; Columbidae
Gene: PALB2
Product: partner and localizer of BRCA2
Exons: 13
Coding region: 7-4137 (1376 amino acids)
Biological process (GO): double-strand break repair via homologous recombination
Cellular component (GO): nucleoplasm
Molecular function (GO): DNA binding; protein binding
Source: RefSeq, a predicted model, not a curated record
GUCUCGAUGUACUCGGACUUGUUGUACAGCAUCUCGCUCAGCUCCAUGGCUCCGCCACUUCCGCACAGCCACGCCUGGCUUCCGACACGUCACUUCCUCCCGCCAGACAGUGCUUCCGCCGCGGCCUCCGGCGGCUCGGUUGCCAUGGACACGCGCUUCCCGCGGGAGGCGGCCAUGGAGGGGCCGGCGGCCGUGGCGGGGGAGGCGGCGGCCGGCGGGGCGCUCAGCGGUGUGGAGAAGGAGAAGCUGCGGGAGAAGCUGGCGCUGCUGCGGCGGGAGUACAGCGAGACCGUGAGCCGGCUGCGGCGGGCGCGGCGAGCGGAGCGGUCCCGGAACCACGGCCGGGGCGCGGCGGCGGGAGGCGGUCGGCGGGAGCGGAGCCCCGCAGGUUCUAGUGAUAGCGUAUCUCCUAGUGCUGACAAACAUGGAACCUCUCAGUUACAGACCAAAACCUGCUCUGGUCCUGACACAGAGACGAAAACCUCUGCCACAUUUAAACAGGUUCCUGGAUUCUUCACUAAAGAGCUCAGUCCGCAGGACGGUUCGCAGGCAGGAAGCGCACGGGGCAGCCAGGAACACCUGUGCUGUGGGACUGCUGGGCUUGCCCCUGAGGAGAAAAAACCCCAGGCCUCCAGAAGCCUGAUGAAGCUGAGGAGGCGGACGAAGGUUCUGGCAUCAGAUAAAAAGGAAUCGGUGCGUGAUGUGCAUCUGAACAACACCAGUGAGAUGGUGACAAACCAAAUUGCCGGUACUGAGGAGCUUCGGUCACCAGUCUUUAGGCGAAGCAGUCUGUCAAACACUGAGGAAGGUGCUCAAAGAGCAUCCAGACCAGCACUUGUGCAGAGAGCAGAAAACGGUUUUGCUCCUUCCGAUGCAACAGUAGGAGCUGUGCAAGACACUCGUGAGGACUUUGGCCCUCCAGGAGCACCCAAGCUGUCCCCAUGUGCGCCAGGCGACAGCAGCGAUGUCCAGCAGCCUGAGUGCCUGGGGGCUGUGGCCUUGUGUGGUAACCAGGAGCCUGCAUGGCCAUGUUCGGAGAACAGCGACUCCGUUUUACUGGAUACCAGUGACGAUGGGGGAAAAGACUCCUCCAGUGUAAUACAACAAACGCCCAGUGAGAGUAUGUGUGGAGAUCAGGAAGAAUUACGUAGGCUCUUGGAUUUCAUGUCAGAAAAUGAAGUAUUGCCUGCUGACAGAAAUAACAGUAUAACUACCAACAGCAAAAGCCAUGAAGGAAAUCAAAGUGACACUAAGAACUUAAAUCCCUUUCCUACAGUUCUGGGCAAUAUUGAACAACUGUCGGAAAAUCAGCUUGAAAUUCAGUCAAAAGUUUCUCAUCCAGAGGAGGUGGCAGCUCCUGAAAGCACGCUGAACUCUUGCACGGUGGUUGAAGGGCUUCUCUUUCCCGUUGAGUACUAUGUCAGGACAACUCGACGCAUGGCUAACUGCCAGAGGAAAGUGGACCUCGAUGCUGUAAUUCUCAGCCAGCUGGGCAAAAGCAAGAAAAGUCAGCGAAGUAAGUGCAAGCAAAAAGAUGCAAAUUCAGAUCAGCUCUCCCAAGAAAGAGCUGGAAAUGAUCUGGAGUCAGAGAUCGUGCCAUUCCCUUUUCUCAGUGCAGAAAGUGAUCUAGCAAAUUCGAGCAGUCCUCAGAAAUCUCUUCCUGUGUCCAGUGGCAGCAGCACUUCACGGGGAUCGAUUUCUCAAAACAGUGUCACUGGCACAAAUCGAGGUGAGAGACGAUUGCAGAGAAAACAAAAGGGAAGAAGGAAGUCAACCUGCAAACCGCCUGUGCAUCAAGUGUCGCAGGAACUGAAGGAGAGUUUGGAUCUCACAGCACCGAGGGAAGGCAGCCUGCUGUCCAGUGAGCGCCAGAGCGAACAGGAAAACCAUGAAAAACCAUCUUCAGCUGAGAGAGGGUUGUUUGCUGCUGCAGCUCCUGGAUCUGGAGAGACAGAAGUGGCGGUUGCUGACCCUGCUGCAGGAAGCCAAGUGCUUGACAAAUGCUGGAAUCCUCCAUUAGAACAGGUUCAAAAUCCACUUCAGAACAGUGAUUCUCAGAACCCAGGGAAUGAAACUUUUGCCAGCCAUACAGGAGAGCCAGCAACCAACGUGGGUGUGUGUCGGGCUGAUAAAUGUCCAGUGGAGCACGUCAAGAAUCAGGAUGUGCAAGGAGCCUGUGGGGCUGAGCGGCUGCUAGAGAUUAACGUCCCUCUGCGGCGCUCCCUGCGUUCCUCUGCAAGACAGGGAGCCAGUCGAGUCCCAAAAGGUGAAAGCAAAGGACGGAGCUGUUCAGUGGGCUCAGAGGGUCCUGCUGCUCUCGGACUCCCUGCUGUGGCCCCGAGUACUUGUGGCUCUCUCUUCUCUUUCCGCAGUCUGCAGUGGCUGCUCCCCAGGCUGGGGAUCAGCGACUUUCACUUACCGGAUGAGGAAUUUGGACUACUAAAACUUGAGAAAUUAGAAUCUUCCCCUGUAAAUGACUUGGAGAAUUUUGUUCCUAGUGUGUCUGGAGAUGGUGCAGCUUCAGUACACACACAAGACGCACAAAUGAAUCCAGAAGAAAAAAGUCUCAGAAGUGAUUCGAUUUUGCCUUUUAAAAAUGGAUUGCCUCGGUUACCUCAUUUGGAACGCCCAGCUUCCAAGAAGGAACUUUCCACCCACGAAUUGCUGUUUACUCCCAUGGGGACUGUCUUAGCUGCUGCUUCCACCCAGCCUGACUCUCAGAUCUCCUCUGCUUUCCCAGUGGUGGGUGCAACCCCAGCCGUGGUACCGUCAGGACGCAGUGAGAUCUUUCCCCUUUCGCCUUCUGUGCCCUCCUCGCAGGCGAGCCCGCGUUCCUCGCAGCGCCUGGGUGAUGGGGAAGGCAAAGGCUCUGCCGUUCCCCUGUGCUCACAGGGCGCUGGUGCAGGAUCUGCUAGAAAAGAGGAGGAACAAGCUACAACGUUUCCUUUAGAAGCUGAAAGAGGUCCCGAUAAUAAAUCUGAUGAGGCUGUGGCCAUGGAGAAGCAUCAGCAGCCAGAGAGCAAAUGGCAGAGACCCUGCAGAGCUUCCCCUGAACAGAAAAAAGGUGUAGCAGAAGAGUUGACUCCAGUACUGCUUGAUGGCGUGAGAGAAGAGAGCUUGCAGCUUGUAUCAAAGCUAAAGGACUCGUGCAGCUGCUGCGCCGUGGACGUGGGCGCCGUGUGGUGGGAGGCGGCGGGCGGCAGGGAGCUGUGCGUGGUGACCGCGGGAGAGAGCGCCGUGUCCCUCUGGAGACCUCUGGCACCCGACCGCUGGGGAAAGGUCCAUACCUGGCAGCUUGGAGAGAUUCCUGUGAUACAGAUUGUUCCUCUGCCGGACACCUGUAAUCUCGUGUGUAUAGCAUUGGGAGAUUUGGAGAUUGGAGAAAUAAGGCUCUUGCAAAUAUCUUCUGAGAAUGACUCAUUGAAGCAAUCACUAGUAAAAACUGGAAAUAUAAAAGCUGUUCUUGGGCUAAAGGACAGGAGGCUGGUCAGCAGCAGCAGGACCGUGCACGAGCAGCAAGUGGAAAUCACAUCACUUUCAGAAACGGGAAGGAGCAAGGGCGGAUGGACUUUGAUGCCCCCCGAAGAAACCGUUCUAGCUUUUGCUGAAGUAGAAGGAAUGGGCGACGCCUUGGUUGGCACCACCACAGUGAACAGCAUCGUCGUUUGGAAUUUGAAGACGGGCCAGCUCCUGAAGAAGAUGCACGUUGGUUAUUCCUACCCAGCUUCCAUCUGCCAUCGAGCAUAUUCUGACUCUGGCCUUCUGUUUGUUGUUUUAAGUCAUCCACACGCCAAAGAGAGCGAGUCCUGUGGAAACCCUGCAUUCCGUGUGGUCGCAUUCAACCCAAGAACAGCCCGGAGCACGGGGGUGAUGUUCUCGUCCCUCCCGCCCGGGCUUGCUGGAAGGUAUCUGGAGGGUGAUGUGAAGGACGCUUCUGCUGCUGCCGUGCUGACGUCGGGCGCCAUCGCGGUAUGGGACCUGCUGCUGGGACACUGCACGGCGCUGCUGCCCCCAGAUCCCACAGGGAGCUGGGCACUGGCCCGCUGGGCCACCAGCAGCACCUGCCUGCUGGCCGGGCAGCGGGAUGGCACCGUCUGCCUCUACCGGUACCGGCAGCCUCAGCCAGGAGCAGCCUGACGGGGCUGGGGGGGGGCUCCGUCACUGGCAGCUCCGGUGGAGCCUGCGGCUUCAGCUCAGGUGCGUCAUGGCCACCAGUAACGGGCUCUGUGGGGCUGCGCGUGCGCUCGGGUGGGCACCGUCUGUGUGGGUGCUGCUGCAUGCCCUGCCGUGUGCAAUAACAUUAAACCGGUUUGCUUUGGAGUGA